GGGAAACAGAGAUGAUGGCACAACAGGUGGAUAUCUGUUCAACAGUGUUCUUCACAUCCUGCAGCUUUUGGUCUGCUAGAGAAGACUGGACUUGAUCAUUUCUGCCACUGUGGACUUCUCUACUCACUAGAACAUGCUUGUGAUUUUCUAGCAACAGGAUUUCUUGAUGCCUCGGUGUCUCCUCUCUGAGAAGUGAUUGUUGAAGCUGCUUCUAGUCUGACUGAGGCCAAACUCACUGAAGAAGAUAGAAGGAUAUACACAGUCAGCUUCACAAUCUGGAUUUUUUUCAUGGACUCUUAAACCGAAAGCAUAAUUGGAUAAAAUAAAGUAUCUAUAAAAAAAGGUGAGGUCAUCAAAGAAGUAAUGACAUGUAACAACGUUAUUUAAUACUCAGUAAUGGCACUCAAGACCUUUUUGCCCCAAAGAAGGCACAGAGAGUUGGAUGUGGGAAAGUCUGAAAGGGAGGAAGAUGAGGAAGAAGACACUGACUGUUUGCAGGAGUUCUCCCGCUGCCCAGUUUGUAACCAAGAAUAUGAUGUCACCCUGAUCCUUCCAUGCUCUCACACCAUGUGUGGUCACUGUAUAGCAGCUGGUGGGAGAACAAGUUCAGGUCAGUUUCUCCGCCGUGGUGUCAGCCUGUCUGUUUGCUCUGUGCUGUGCCCCUGCUGUCGACAUCCUGUGGAGCUGCCAUGUUGGACCUGGUCAUCUGCCACUUCUUGUCUGCCAAAUCAUCCCACGCUGAGUCCUGAGUAUGUCAGGGAGACAGGCACCAAGGAGGGAUCAUCUGCAAAUCAUCUUCAACAUGUGCAGAGGGACACACAUUGCAGCGACACAGUUAAAGAAACAACGCAGCGCUGUGUACUCGGUUUGCGCUGAUGUUGUCAUUGCACGGGGGCAGUAUUACUGGGAGGUGGAUGUCUGCAACAGCUCCAUGUACAGGAUUGGUGUGAUUUCAUCAGAUGGUCAUGGUGGCUGGUGGCUUGAGAGACAGGGGAUGUCUUUUUAUGCAGUGUAUGAUGGGAGCUUAGAGCCAGUAUGCACUGUCCCACCCCAGAUCAAAACGCUUGGGGUCUUCCUAAACAUUGGAGGGGGGACCCUAAGCUUCCACAACCCUCUGACCCAGGAGCACCUGGUCACACUGCCUACCUCCUUCAGCCCCGCUGGAGUGCUCCCGGCUUUGGGACUGGGCCACGGUCGACUGAGGCUGCGCUGCGGCCUGCCUCCUCCUCCCCAUGUCUUCCUCAGUAGGGACUCAGCCUACAGGAGGCCGUGCGGGGCUGGAGUAGGCCGUUGGUGCAGGAAGAUUCCCUUCCAGUCUGUGAAGAAAGUGAUACAGAAGUUUGAGGAGCUGGCAGUGUCAGACUCUGACUCAGGCCUGGUGUCCAGUUAUGGAUUGUCCUGCUCCACCUUGGCUUCCCUUUCAGAUCUAAGGAUUCCUGGAUUGUUUCCCUCUGGGGAGGCAGGACAGGAAACUGGAGCAGAAUGAGAAGAGCUUUUGAAACUUUCUCUCCAUUGGUAACAUCACAAACAGUCCCACUGUUCUAUUAAGUGGUUUGAUCUCUGUCUGUCAUUUGAAAAGCUAAUUUUUCAUUUUGAAGGACUUUUGGCUGACUCUUUCACCCUGCAUGACCCCGGUCCGGCAAAUUGACUCUCUCCCCAGGACACAGGCCUUACUCUCAGCCAAACAACCCCCACUGGUUUGGGCUUUCGGGCCAGAAAGGGUCCUCUAUAAUGAGAAGUGUGAGGAGAGGGUGGGCUUUUAGCAGCAGGACUCCUUGAUUGGUCUCUGUGUGAUGUUUGUCAGACAGUAGGGGUUCAACUGUAGUAGUGCACACAUUACUGCAUGUGCGUAUGUGAGUGCAAGCACUGCUCCAAGUGUGUGCAUUUGCUCAGUCACGCAUACAUUUUGGUGUGUGUGAGCAAGCAAGAACAAUGUACAAGCGGCAGGGCGUGAGAUGACGAGGUGCUAGUACAGUGACACAAGCAGUGUUGACACAGAGCAGGGGGACAGGUGGUAACAUGAGUUUAUCCCGCGGCCGGCCUUUGGUAGAACAGUAGGGCUGCUCUUUUCUGACCCUUUGAAAAACACCGGACAUCCAAAGACUUCAAAAGGGGUGACAAAGAGCGGGGGAAAGGUGAGGGAGAAAGAGAAAACAGUAUGCAUGAAUAAAAAAACAGCAGGUGAUGAACUGGUACAAAAAAAGAAACAGCUUUCAUGAUAAGAAGCCCUGAAUAGAUCAGCGGGCUCAGGCCACACCAUCUGAGAGUUGGUUUUAAAGUAGAACUGAGCUGCAGAACACUUUACCUAAGAAAUGGGGAGGUUACAGUAUAGCAGUAAAGAAGCAUCUGUUGUCUUGGCACAAUAAAUGAUAAAAUUGGCCCAUAUUUUUAGUUGAGCACAAAUCGUUUUUGGUCAGAUGUUGAAUUACAGUGGUGUUUUAAUAUCUUUCUUUCCUAAGCUUUCAGAAGAAGGUCUCUUCUUCACUGGAUUUUAGCUCCAUACACCCAUGGUUUUGCAUGUUAUGCACAGAUUUUGGCAACAAUAUUAUGAAAGCGUAAACAUUUCCUCAUUUGCUCCUCAAUCCUCAGGCCUCCAAGGCCCAGAUGAAGAACCACUGAUGCCGAGGACUAUUUAAACAUGGCCCAUGUUCAUAUUGCCUCUGACAUCUUGACUUAUGGUUAAAUAAUGAGGGGACAAUUAAAGAAAUUCCUUUUUUUCUUCUCCUUUCCUGUUCAAUGACUGCUUGACUUUUUGGAAAGUUCACUCUCAAAGUAUUACAUCAGACCACCCAAACUGUGAAUCUCAAUGUAACAAGACAAAUUAAAAACCACCCUGCAGUCAGUCAGAAGAAGCACUACAGUGGCACUUCUGAGGACAAAUAAUCUGCAGCAGACUCGGGCCAGUUUUCCACUGAGCAUCCUUCAUUUCAUGCAUGCAUGAAAUCAGUUAAGCAGCGAGUCAGACUCGGCAAUAACCGUUGAGUCAAAGAGAAGCUUGGGAGACUGUCGCCUUUCAGACCACUCAUCAGGGUGACUGUGUGUUGAUGUUUAAUGGUCGAGGUAUUUACCACAGCAGUAAAAAAUGCAUGUGCUGUGACCGCACUCUGCAGAUCUAUCGGCUUUUACGUAAAUAGUGUGUGGAAGCAAUUUGACUCUUGUAAACAGGAAUGAGAGGGGUGAAAUGCAAAUUUAAAAAGGCAGCGGGGAGAGAGAAAGGGGGAGUCUGCCAGGAAGUACAUCUCUGAGGUACUUUUAGGCCUUCUUGAGUAUUAUUUUAAUUAUAUGUUUAUUCAAGAUAUGUAUUCAGAU
This is a messenger RNA of Monopterus albus (swamp eel), 3309 nucleotides long. RefSeq names its product probable E3 ubiquitin-protein ligase MID2. The record is from RefSeq and is a predicted model, not a curated record. The coding region runs from base 752 to 1486 and encodes 244 amino acids. NCBI's taxonomy places the organism in Eukaryota, Metazoa, Chordata, Actinopteri, Synbranchiformes, Synbranchidae. The transcript has 4 exons.